CGCUCGGAUAUAUACACAUUGUUAAUUCUGUUAGCGAAGUCUGCACCGAUCAUGUCGCGUGUGUACAAGGCGCUGGUGAUGGCGGCGGACCGCUUCGUGCCGUCGCGCCUGCGGCCGUUGUGGGAGCACGACGCGGGUCCCAAAACCAUCUUCUUCUGGGCGCCAGCGUUCAAAUGGGGGCUGGUGGUGGCGGGGCUGGGCGACCUGCGGCGGCCGGUGGAGGCGCUGUCGCUGCCGCAGUGCGGCUCGCUGGCCGCCACGGGGCUCAUAUGGUCGCGCUACUCGCUCGUCAUCAUCCCCAAGAACUACAGCCUGUUCGCGGUCAACGUGUUCGUGGCCGUCACCAACCUGUACCAGAUGGGGCGCGCCUACCGCUACCAGCGCUCGCGCGGCGCGCCCCACCAGUGACCACUGUGAUACCUCGACGAAAUGACAACGUAGUUUACUAGUGAAUUAUGAAUAGGUUGAUAAUAAGGGCGGUCCGACUGGGACUUAUUUAUGUUUUUAUUUAUUUAGUUAAUUUUAAAUGACACGCGACUACAUAAGUCUCGAGUCUCGCGAGCUCGGUGCCCGCCGCCGACGAAUGAUGAUCGACUACUUGUACUACAGAUAAAAUUAAUAGAAACUAUUGCAAUUGCAUUGGACCCGAUACUCGUAGGUACUGUGGUCUUCAUUACUACUAAAUAUAACUAAACAUAACUAUUGAAUAAUAUUGUACAACUGUUAUUUUUGUAUGGUUUUGAAGUAGAUAAAUAUAUUUUUGUACCAUC
Molecule: messenger RNA, 770 nt
Organism: Bicyclus anynana (squinting bush brown)
Lineage: Eukaryota; Metazoa; Arthropoda; Insecta; Lepidoptera; Nymphalidae
Product: mitochondrial pyruvate carrier 2-like
Exons: 3
Coding region: 52-408 (118 amino acids)
Biological process (GO): pyruvate import into mitochondria
Cellular component (GO): mitochondrial inner membrane
Molecular function (GO): pyruvate transmembrane transporter activity
Source: RefSeq, a predicted model, not a curated record